Ipomoea nil (Japanese morning glory) is the source of this 4280-nucleotide messenger RNA. RefSeq names its product phospholipid-transporting ATPase 1-like. Gene Ontology annotation, biological process: phospholipid translocation. Lineage: Eukaryota; Viridiplantae; Streptophyta; Magnoliopsida; Solanales; Convolvulaceae. The record is from RefSeq and is a predicted model, not a curated record. Gene Ontology annotation, cellular component: plasma membrane. Bases 376 to 3915 code for a protein of 1179 amino acids. Gene Ontology annotation, molecular function: ATPase-coupled intramembrane lipid carrier activity; magnesium ion binding; ATP binding. The transcript has 7 exons.
UUGGACAUUUUAGGUGAGAGCAGAAAUUGGGUAUUGGUGGAAUUUGCCAGUUCUCUUGAUCUUUGUUAAAAAUCAGUUCUUUUUUAUUUUUUAUUAUUGGCUGAAACUGUGGUUGGGGUGGUUCAGUGCUCUGUGACUUUUAGUUGGACUGGUGUUUGGAUUCUGCAGAGUUUCUGGGUUUUCUGGUUGUUUUGGGUUGGAUCAGUAUCUAAUUUUGUCUUAAUGUGUUUGAGAGAGUUUGAUUCUAUGCUGUUGAAGCAUCCUGUGCCUUUAGAUGUUGCUGCUUUUAAUCCCAUUCCCUUGAGCUUUCUUAUACAUCUGUCCUUGCUGAUCUGUGUAAAGACUUGAAAUCUGUUUCUUAUACCACCUUCUGGGAUGGAUUCAAAUGUGCAUUCUGAGAAUUUUUCACUACCUGAAUCUACCCCGAAUUUAUCUCGAAGAAAUACAUCUUCGAAUUGGUCUAAAGCCUCGCGGGAAAGCUCGAUUAGGGAGGUGGAUGUAGGGGAUUUGGGAUCUAUACGCGUGAGGCAUGGAUCACGAGGGGCAGACUCAGAGGGGUUUAGCAGGUCCCUGAAAGAAAUUAGUGAUGAGGAUGCAAGGUUGAUAUAUAUAAAUGAUCCUGCCAAGACCAAUGAGGAGUUUGAAUUUUCUGGGAAUUCGAUCAGGACUGGGAAAUACUCCGUUUUAACUUUCCUGCCCAGAAACUUGUAUGAACAGUUCCAUAGGGUUGCGUAUAUUUACUUUCUUGUUAUUGCUAUCCUAAAUCAGCUGCCACAAUUGGCUGUUUUUGGUCGGGGAGCUUCGAUUCUUCCAUUAGCUUUUGUAUUGUUAGUGACAGCAGUUAAAGAUGCCUAUGAAGAUUAUAGGCGGCACAGGUCUGACAAGAUUGAAAACAAAAGGUUGGCAUUAGUUUUUGCGAAUGGCGAGUUCCAGCCGAAGAAAUGGAAAGAUAUUAGGGUCGGUGAAAUAAUCAAAGUCUUUUCGGGUGAAACUAUCCCGUGUGAUAUGGCGCUGCUCUCCACAAGUGACACAACGGGAGUUGCAUAUGUCCAGACGAUUAAUUUGGAUGGAGAGUCAAAUUUGAAAACACGGUAUGCAAAACAGGAGACACAACUGAAAAUUCCCGAAAAGGAUACGAUUGAAGGGCUGAUCACGUGUGAAAAACCCAAUCGAAACAUUUAUGGCUUCCAGGCAAAUAUGGAGAUAGAUGGAAAGCGUGUUUCACUUGGACCUUCCAAUAUCAUUCUCCGUGGUUGUGAGCUCAAGAAUACAGCUUGGGCGAUUGGAGUUGUAGUAUAUGCUGGCAGAGAGACAAAAGUUAUGCUCAACGGCUCCGGAGCUCCAUCUAAGAGGAGUCGACUCGAGACUCGUAUGAACCGUGAGAUAAUUUUCCUUUCCUUUUUCCUUGUUGCUCUCUGUACUAUUGUCUCCGUUUUGGCUGGUUUCUGGCUGAGGCAUCACAAGGAUGAGUUAGAUAUAAUCCCUUUCUUUCGGAGAAAAGACUACUCGGAACCCAAAGUGGAAAAUUAUAAUUAUUAUGGAUGGGGGUUGGAAAUAUUGUUCACGUUUCUUAGCUCAGUUAUUGUCUACCAAAUCAUGAUCCCCAUAUCACUAUACAUAUCUAUGGAGCUUGUCCGUGUUGGUCAGGCUUACUUUAUGGUUCAAGAUUCCCAGUUGUUCGAUGAAGGCUCAAACUCAAAAUUCCAAUGUAGAGCCCUUAAUAUAAACGAAGAUUUGGGACAGAUAAAAUUCAUCUUCUCUGAUAAAACCGGUACAUUAACUGAGAACAAGAUGGAAUUUCAAUGUGCCAGCAUCUCGGGAGUUGAUUAUGGUAGCAGAAAGUCCAGUCUUGAAGAAGAUCAAGUAGUGUAUGAAGUUCAAGUGAACGGACAGGUUUUAAGGCCCAAGAUUAAAAUAAAGGUUGAUCCCGAGCUCUUAAAAAUCUCGAAAGGUAGACCAUGUACAGUUGAAGGAAAACACGUUCACGAUUUCUUCCUUGCAUUGGCGGCUUGCAACACAAUAGUUCCUCUCGCUGUGGAUACAUCUGAUCCCGCAUUGAAGUUAGUAGACUAUACAGGAGAGUCUCCCGACGAGCAGGCAUUAGUAUAUGCAGCUGCAGCUUAUGGUUUCAUGCUCGUGGAACGAACCUCGGGCCAUAUUGUUAUCAGCGUUCAAGGAGAAAUGCAAAGGUUCAAUGUUUUGGGCUUGCAUGAGUUUGAUAGUGAUCGGAAGAGGAUGUCUGUGAUAUUAGGUUGCCCUGAUAACACAGUAAAGGUCUUCGUAAAAGGAGCUGAUACAUCCAUGUUUAGCGUAAUAGACAAAUCAUUGAACUCGGAAGUUGUUCGUGAAACUGAAAUGCAUCUCAAUUCCUAUUCCUCGAUAGGAUUGAGAACUCUUGUGGUGGGGAUGCGAGAACUGAGUGCUUCCGAUUUCGGGCUGUGGCAGUCUUCUUACGAGGCAGCCAGCACUGCCGUGAUUGGAAGGGCAGCCUUACUUCGUAAAGUCGCUAACAACAUUGAAAACAACGUUAACAUAUUAGGCGCAUCGGGGAUUGAAGAUAAGCUGCAACAAGGCGUGCCGGAAGCAAUCGAGUCUUUAAGAAUAGCGGGCAUUAAAGUUUGGGUUUUGACCGGGGACAAACAAGAAACCGCGAUUUCAAUUGGCUACUCAUCUAAGCUUUUGACGAGUACGAUGACCCAUAUUGUCAUUAAUAGCAAGUCUGCAAAUUCGUGUAGAAGGAGCUUGGAAGAUGGCUUGAACUUAUGUAAUAAGAAGAAGCUCACGACAUAUAAUUCCGAAGCAGACUUUAUAGCCGAUGCAAGUUCAGUUGCAUUGAUCAUUGACGGAACAAGCCUCGUUUAUAUCCUCGAUGACCGAGAACUCGAGGAAAAGCUGUUCCAGUUAGCGAGUAAUUGCAAUGUGGUACUGUGUUGCCGAGUGGCUCCAUUGCAGAAAGCUGGAAUUGUUGCCCUCGUUAAAAACCGGACAGAUGACAUGACCCUCGCUAUUGGAGAUGGUGCUAACGAUGUUUCGAUGAUCCAAAUGGCUGAUGUGGGGGUUGGUAUUAGCGGGCAAGAGGGCCGACAAGCUGUCAUGGCAUCAGAUUUCGCGAUGGGCCAAUUUAGAUUCUUGGUCCCGCUUUUAUUGGUUCAUGGACACUGGAAUUAUCAGCGGAUGGGCUACAUGAUAUUAUACAACUUUUACAGGAACGCGGUGUUUGUUCUUGUCUUAUUCUGGUAUGCGCUCUUUACGGCUUUCACGUUAACUACUGCCGUGACUGACUGGAGUUCCAUGUUGUAUUCUAUCAUCUACACCGCACUGCCUACGAUAGUGGUUGGGGUUCUUGAUAAGGAUCUGAGUAGAAGGACGCUUCUGAAGUUUCCUCAACUUUAUGGAGCCGGGCAACGGCAAGAAGGGUAUAAUGGGAAAUUGUUUUGGGCGACAAUAGUGGACACAGUAUGGCAGAGUGCAGUUGCGUUCUUUGUGCCUCUUCUCGCGUACUGGAAAAGUGAUAUCGACGUUUCAAGCAUUGGAGAUCUUUGGACACUAGCUGUGGUUAUUUUGGUUAAUAUUCAUUUAGCCAUGGAUGUGAUUCGGUGGAGUUGGAUUACUCACGCUGUCAUCUGGGGAUCGAUCAUCGCAACUGUUAUUUGUGUCGUCAUCAUCGAUGCAUUGCCAUUUCUUCCCGGUUACUGGGCGAUUUUUUACAUUGCGAGAGAUGGCGCAUUUUGGUUUUGCUUACUCGGUAUCAUUGUUGCUGCUCUCGUUCCUCGGUUUGUUGUGAAAGUUUGUGUGCAGCAUUUUACGCCUCGUGACAUUCAGAUUGCAAGAGAAGGGGAGAAAUUCGGAAAUAUUAUUAGGCGGUCCGAAUAUGCAGCUGUAGAAAUGAACCAAAUUGUCCAUCCUCCAAGAUGAUUAUGACCAUAGACACACAAUUUCAGUGUGAACUAGCCUGAUUCUUUUGGCCUAAUUUUGUAAAAAGUUUGGUCCUUUACAGGUUACUUGAGCAAUAUACACCAGGGACAGACAUAACAAUACUUUGAAGUUGUAUACUUAGGUCGGCAUUCUUUGUUGUUCAUGUUUUAAGAACAUUAUAUUGGAAUUGUACAUGACACUAUAUCAUCUUCAAGAGUUAUAAUGCUUUUGUUUUUCCUUGUAAAACAACUAGACGGAUAGUAGAUUGAGCUAAUUGUUGAUAGUGAAUUGUGAUAGUUAUUUUGAUCAGUACGUUGAUUUGUAAUGAUAUAAAUGUAUUAUUUUAUUUAUUUAAUUAUUCUUAA